Messenger RNA from Stegodyphus dumicola, 952 nucleotides. RefSeq lists its product as uncharacterized. Lineage: Eukaryota; Metazoa; Arthropoda; Arachnida; Araneae; Eresidae. The record is from RefSeq and is a predicted model, not a curated record.
AUGGCGGGACUGAUCCCUCUUCAUCUACGUAUUCUGCAGGAAGCAGCAAUACAAUCCGUCAAGGUUUUGAAAAAACCUUUCAUCCUAUUUGAUGAACUUUUCACACCAUUGCACUAUGAACAACCCUCACAACAUUUGGAUGUGCAUCCAGUCCUUCAAGGAACAGGACUUCGGAUUUUCCUUAAGGACGUAACACUGCCACCUAUCCCAAGCAUUCAAUAUUACACUGAUGGAUCUAAAAUAGAUCAACAGACAGGCUGUGCCCUUGUAGCCUUUCAUAAUGGUCAGUCAAUUUAUCAGUGGCUGGGUCAUCUCCAUGGAAAUAAUAGUGUAUUUCAAGCGGAGGCCCUAGCCAUCCUCAAAGCAGUUCAACACUGUAAAACAAGUGGUGCUAUGGAGGCAAUAAUUAUCACUGAUAGUCUUUCGUCGCUUCAAGCGAUUCAAAACCCCAGACAUUCUUCUUCGCUUAUCUCGGACAUCCAAUGUGAACUUCGUAAUCAAGUGGGAAAUAACAUCACGCUAGCUUGGACUAAGGGCCAUGCUGGGGAUCACGGUAAUACUUUGGCAGAUAAGUUAGCCAAAUCAGCUGCCGAAAAUACCGAUGCCGAGGCUGAAGAAGUGAUUCUUAAGUGGCCAACAUCUCACUUAAAACGAGCUCUUCUUUUAAAAGUUAUAUCCCAAUGGCAACUAGAAUGGGAUACUGAUGAAACCGGUCGACGAACGUACAAUCAUAUUACGUAUGUGGAUCAAUGUCGUCAGAUAACAAAUCAUCAACUAGUAAGAUAUAUCUCGGGGCAUGGUCCAUUUCCAAGCUACUUUUACAAGCAUGGAAUUGCAAAUAGUGAAUAUUGUGUCUGCGGAACUCUAGGCAUACCUGAACAUUAUAUUACUACAUGCCCGUUAACGGAGGAAUUUCACAUUCCUUUCCCUGUGGAUAAUCAACUAGCAUUUA